AUGCUGCUUGUCUACCCACGGGGUGCAAGCACCGUACAGUGUUCAAUCUGUCACACCCUAAAUCCUGCAUCUCAGGCAAAUCAAGUAGCCCACAUUGUGUGUGGCGGCUGUCGAAUCACGCUGAUGUAUGCUUUCGGGGCCCAGUCUGUGAAGUGUGCUAUGUGCAACUUCGUGACGCAAGUGCCACAGACACAGGGUCGAUGGAACACACCGCAGGCGCCAGCCACAGCUCCCACAGUGACGCCCCCAGGUGGCCCAUCAUCAUCAUCUGUGGAGCCCGCCGUUGCGAAGACGACUGUGGUGGUGGAAAAUCCUCCGAGUUUGGACGAGGAGGGAAAUGAGGUUCAAAAUAUUGCCGUGGGAGUGAAAACUGAGAACAACAACCCCAGCUGA
Ostreobium quekettii is the source of this 393-nucleotide messenger RNA. The record is from the annotation of a GenBank genome assembly. NCBI's taxonomy places the organism in Eukaryota, Viridiplantae, Chlorophyta, Ulvophyceae, Bryopsidales, Ostreobiaceae.